CGAUGAUCUUAUUGAAAGAGCAUAUGCUUACGGCGUGGCAUAGCAUGAGCAAUUUUCGCUUGUUUUCUCUUUCGCCGUUCUCCAGCAUUUGACUCAUUUCCAUCGCGGUAGUGGACUGUUAGAACGCUCGAGUCAUCGCAUCUCCACGCAUAAAAGUUACCAAAUCUGCCCACCUCCCAUUGCCAUUAAUUCCAUAUUCAAAACCUCCUGUUACAAGUCGAUUGACAAGUUCGAGUGGAGUCCAUAGAGCCUUUCACCAUGCCACCCACAACAUUGAACACGUCGUUAGACCAAUCAAUCAGACUGGACGUUCUAGUCGGAGAAUACUUCCUCACAACCUAUCGUGAAGACGAUCUAGAUGUCCUGUUCGAAGCUUUCCAGAUUGAAUCCCUGAUAGACGAAUUGAUCAAUGUGCCGAAACCCUACACGCGCGAUGAUGCCAAAUUCUGGCUCGACAAUCAACUCACCGCAACUCGCGCUCUCCUUCCUCUUCCCACGGUCAAAGAGCGCAAUGAGAUGUUCUUCGAUGAGAAGAGUGAUAUGCCGAUACGGCAGGUACCUUUACAGGUUAUACGGCAUAGAGAGAAAUUGAUUGGGUGUUGCUCUAUCUCGCCUCAUUCUUGCAAUCCCCAGGUUGGUGAGGUGGGGUAUUGGCUACAUCCUGAUCACCAUGGCAAACGCAUCAUGCAAGCCGCAACUCGAGCACUGCUCCGGUAUGCUGCGAAUGAGUUCGGUGUACGGAAAGUUAUUGGCCGUGCUGAAGGAGGGAACAUCGCCAGUCAGAAGAUCAUCGCGAGGUUGGCGGAAGAAACUGGGGGUAAAGGUGUUGUCGAGCCAAAGAAAGGGACGGAGAAAUGGCCAGAGAAUAAGAAGGGUGGAGAAACCAGAGAUUUGCUGAGUUGGGAGUGGAGUGUGAAGCCGGAUAGGGAGUUUGAAGGGGAAUUGAGCGAUUAAAUGUGAAUCUGUAGAAAAUCAUUUCGUCAGAGCUAUGGCGAAGUAGUUGGCUUGAGAAGUUCGAGUCAUAAUUUCUUCUUGAUCUUUAACUAAGACCUGCUUCAGACUCAAGGUAACAACCGACGAGGAUCGGUGGUCAAUCCUUGGAUGGUAUGUAUUUGGAACACAUAACAAAUCCUAUAUAACCACUCGGUGGUCGAAGUAUCCACAAUACCUUGAUUUCCCUUGGUUUAUCAGAAUCUGCUUGAUCCAAUACGAG
This is a messenger RNA of Cadophora gregata, 1213 nucleotides long. RefSeq lists its product as uncharacterized. The transcript has 4 exons. Gene Ontology annotation, molecular function: acyltransferase activity, transferring groups other than amino-acyl groups. Lineage: Eukaryota; Fungi; Ascomycota; Leotiomycetes; Helotiales; Ploettnerulaceae. Bases 259 to 954 code for a protein of 231 amino acids. The record is from RefSeq and is a predicted model, not a curated record.